AUGAGCUCGAUUGUCAGACUGCCGGGCGUUCUGCCAGAGUCUAUUCCUAUCCCAAGCUUCAUUGUGACUGCAUGCACGUUUUUCUGGGUUCAUUUCCACGACCUGAUGGUGAGACUGCCUUUAGGGAACCGCAUGCUGAAUUACAUUGAAAAGUCGUCGCAUGACGAUCCUUACAGAACCAUUAUAGAGGUCAGUUUGAUCCUGUAUGGGAUAUACUACUACUUGUCCAACCCACAGAAGAAGAAGAGUUUGCAAGGUAUUAACCGUAACCUGUCCAAACAGGAAAUCGAUAACUUGAUCGACGAAUGGGAACCAGAAGGAUUGGUUCACAGGGAUGCCAAGGACAACGCAAAACAGGAAUGGAGACUGGCAAAGAUCCCCGUUGUAGUUGACGGCGGUGUUGAUAAUUACGUCUCGGUGACGAGAAACGACGCUCAAGAGAGGUUCGAUAACGUCUUCAAUAUGUCCUCGUAUAAUUUCUUGCAGUUAUCGCAGACGGAAUCCGUGCUUGAAAAGGCAAGACAGACUAUAAAGCAGUAUGGUGUAGGUGCCUGCGGUCCUGCAGGCUUCUACGGUAACCAGGAUGUCCAUUGGAAUCUGGAAUACGAUUUGGCGAAGUUCUUCGGCACGGAGGCGGCAGUCCUCUACGGCCAAGAUUUUACAGUGGCUCCCUCCGUUUUAUCAGCUUUCACUAAACGUGGUGACGUUAUUGUUGCCGAUGACCAGGUCUCUCUUUCCUUGCAAAACGCUCUUCAGUUGAGUAGAUCCACCGUCUACUACUUUGAGCACAACAACAUCGAAUCACUUGAUAAACUACUAACCCAGUUGAACGCACAGGAGGCAAAGGAAAAGUUGCCCGCGAUUCCAAGAAAAUUCAUCGUCACUGAGGGUAUCUUCCAAAACAUAGGGGACAUAGCUCCACUACCGGAGUUGGUCAAGUUGAAAAUGAAGCAUAAGUAUAGACUGUUUGUCGACGAAACUUUGUCUCUUGGUGUGUUGGGUAAAACUGGUAGGGGUCUGUCGGAACACUUUGGCAUGCCUCGUGCCACGUCUAUCGAUGUCACGGUGGGGUCUUUGGCUACAGCAAUCGGGACCUCUGGUGGGUUCACCCUGGGGGAUGCAGUCAUGUCCAAUCACCAACAUAUCGGUUCCAACGCGUACUGUUUUUCUGCUUGUUUACCUGCCUAUGCCGUAUCGUGUGCCUCCAAGAUCCUGCGCAUAAUGGACGAGGACAAUUCCGCUGUUUCUACCGUGCAACAGUUAUCCAAAUCGAUGUUUAACUUUUUCGACGGCGCCCUAAGAGAGAUGAGAAACUAUAUUACCGUGGUGUCGGAUGAUGUCUCUCCAGUGGUACAUUUAGAAUUGACCCCAGAAUUUAGAAGCUCUAGAUUCCACUACACGGCUGAUCAACUAUUCACAUACGUCUCUUCGUCACAGAAGAAACGUCAAACCACCAUUAUCUUUGAACCGUAUGAAGCCGAGGAACAAUUCUUACAGGCUAUUGUGGAUGAGCUCUUGAUGAAACACAACAUCCUUAUUACAAGAAACAUCUUUGUUUUAAAGCAAGAAACGCUGCCACUCGUACCGAGCUUGAAAAUAUGUUGUAAUGCCAACAUGAACGAACAGGAACUGUUGGGCGCCUGUGCCAGUAUCAAGGAAGUUAUACUUGGAUUCUGCUCAAAUAAAUAA
Molecule: messenger RNA, 1689 nt
Organism: Huiozyma naganishii CBS 8797
Lineage: Eukaryota; Fungi; Ascomycota; Saccharomycetes; Saccharomycetales; Saccharomycetaceae
Gene: LCB1
Product: serine C-palmitoyltransferase LCB1
Exons: 1
Coding region: 1-1689 (562 amino acids)
Biological process (GO): ceramide biosynthetic process; sphingosine biosynthetic process
Cellular component (GO): endoplasmic reticulum
Molecular function (GO): pyridoxal phosphate binding; serine C-palmitoyltransferase activity
Source: RefSeq, a predicted model, not a curated record